Molecule: messenger RNA, 806 nt
Organism: Microdochium trichocladiopsis
Lineage: Eukaryota; Fungi; Ascomycota; Sordariomycetes; Xylariales; Microdochiaceae
Product: thioredoxin-like protein
Exons: 3
Coding region: 145-576 (143 amino acids)
Cellular component (GO): mitochondrion
Molecular function (GO): oxidoreductase activity
Source: RefSeq, a predicted model, not a curated record
GAAGCUCACUUGCAGGCUCAGCUCUAGCUGCGGAGCUGCUGGAGAUCACCCCACGACGACUCAUCCAACUUCACAACUCGCAUUCCCCCAAGCUUCUGUUCCACUACCACAGCCGCCCUUUUGCGACGUCCCAGCUUGCCCAUCAUGUUCCGCUUUCACAAAACCCUCGACAUCAUCACCCUCUUCCACAAGGCUGGAAAUCCAGCCUCGACCCGUGCGGUUACCCUGCUGAAGCAGAUCUCAGCGAACGCCUCUGAGGCUGCCACCGGCGACCAAGCCAGCGACCACAGCGCGCAGACCGCACCACCGCGCGAGGAGUUUGAGCUCAACAUCACCGAGGACCCCCCCACGGAGGACCAGCUGCGCACUAUUCUCGGCUAUGUCGGCCAGAGCAAAGUCGGCUCCGUCGUCAAGGGUGCCUCUUCAGAGUCGGACGCUAUCAAGAAGUUCAGGUCGAGCGCCGAGGCUUUCCAGCGCCCAGUGAUUGUUGACUGGAACAACGGCAAGGCUGUUGCCGGAGCCCAAGAGUCAGAAAUACUCAAGCUCCUCGAGCAAUCAAAAGGCCAGUCGGCUUGAGCCACUGCCAAGUCUUUGCCAGCACAAGCUGCGCGCAAACUUGCUCAAAUGUACAAUAUACAAUUCAGAAUGUAAAAGAGAUACCACAGCCAGCCACAACACCUUACCUGUUACGCGAGUUUCUGCUUGAAACACCGUUCGUCCGUCACAGACAAGGUUGGCUUACCAAACGUGCUGUUUUGGGUAAUUAUGCACUGGCUGGACUCAUCAACUACAGGAUUACGAUGCCG